AUGGGUUCCCUCAACAUCACAAUCACCCUUCCCAGCGCCAGCCUCCCCUUCUGGCACAUCAACGUCCCCGAGACGGAACGCACGCCUCAGUGCCCGCCGUUCCUCGUCGGCCUCAACCCCAAAGACCUCCGAACCGUCUCCACGCCCGACUCGGAGUACCGCACCCAGACAUGGGAAGAGGUCAGCUACCUCAUCAGGACGAACAACCUGGAGCGCUUCCAGCGCGUGCCCUCUGACCUGCGCCGCUACAAGGCCUUCACCUACCGCCUGGCCAAGAUCCACGGCAGCAUCGCCAACUUUGUCCUGAGGGAGCGCCUGCGCUGGGACACGCCCGUCGUGGCCCGCGGCGCCCCGUUCCAGCACGACGACGACGUCAAGAUCCUUCACAACGACUGGCCGCGCGCUCUGCCACCGGGGACUUGA
Messenger RNA from Trichoderma aggressivum f. europaeum, 423 nucleotides. RefSeq lists its product as uncharacterized. The transcript has 2 exons. Bases 1 to 423 code for a protein of 140 amino acids. Lineage: Eukaryota; Fungi; Ascomycota; Sordariomycetes; Hypocreales; Hypocreaceae. Gene Ontology annotation, cellular component: cytoplasm. Gene Ontology annotation, biological process: N-acetylglucosamine metabolic process. The record is from RefSeq and is a predicted model, not a curated record.